Messenger RNA from Penicillium salamii, 549 nucleotides. The record is from the annotation of a GenBank genome assembly. NCBI's taxonomy places the organism in Eukaryota, Fungi, Ascomycota, Eurotiomycetes, Eurotiales, Aspergillaceae.
AUGCCUUGGUCUCUCGCUCUGCCCCAUGUGAUUCUCACCAACCCCUAUCUGGCGGUUGCGACUCCAAUCACAGCAGGGACCGCUGUGGCCCUGUUGACCAAUCGCCGGCAAACCCGCGGAACCUACCAACAGCUCCAGCAGCCGCCCUUCAGUCCCCCCGGGUGGCUGUUCGGGCCGGCAUGGACCGUCCUCUAUGGAUUGAUGGGCUACGCAUCGCACCACGCCACCACCACCGCGUCGCAGUCGUUCUCCCUGGCGGUUCGGGAUGCCAAUGUCGCCGGCCAGACCCUCUACACCACGCAACUGGCCCUCAAUUUCCUCUGGAUGCCCCUCUUCUUCGGUCUGGGUCGCCCAGCCCUGGCACUGGGCGAUCUGACCCUCUUGGCCGGCAACGUGGGUGCCUUAAUGGUCAAUUGGUGGACGGCCGAUCGGACCGCAUUCUGGUGCCUCGUCCCCUACGCGGCAUGGCUGGGAUACGCCGGGUAUCUCAAUGCCGGAUGUGGCAUCUUGAAUGGCUGGACUGUUCCUCGAAAGGAGCGGUCAGAGUAG